AUGUCUCGCCAGAAGCACGCCAAACCUUCCAGCGACCCUUCACUCCAGACACAGCGACUUCCUGCUCAGAAGUCUCGCUCUGGUCGAGUGCCGGCAGAUGAGCCACAAACAGAGCACAGGGAGCGCAAGACCAAGGUGCACAAGAUGCACAUUAAGACGAGCACUACCUUGCCUUCCGGCGAAGAGUCGGACACAGAAGACUUCUCUGAGAACGAUGAAGACGCGGACAACAAGGGCACUCUGCCAUCUCAUGAGUUAUCCAUCUCGGAUCGACGUCCAGCUCCGCACUCCUGUGGCAAGACUGCUCCCGAGAUCAUGAUCUCAGAUCGCCAGCCUGCCCCGUACUCACGAUGCAAAGCUGCUCCUGAGAUCUCACCUCUGCCCGGCCAUCCUCUGCAGCACAAGCAUCUACUUAAGCUUGCUGCUACUGGCAAUCGGAAGGUUGAGACGAGGGCCGACGAGCCUGGCAAGGUGGAGGUUGGCAUCCAAGGGCCAGUCACCGUCAACGGCCUACUUGCAAGACUCAUAGAAAUACUUGCCGACUACCCAAUUCUCCUGUGCAUCACAGCUGUGCUCCUUUGCGCGAUCUCUAUGCCCGUCAUAACCAUCUUCGCGCAGGUCGUUCUGGAGCACAAGGUCUUAUUGUUCUGGCUCUGGCUCUUCGGAUACAAGUUUUGGUGA
Molecule: messenger RNA, 681 nt
Organism: Cercospora beticola
Lineage: Eukaryota; Fungi; Ascomycota; Dothideomycetes; Mycosphaerellales; Mycosphaerellaceae
Source: RefSeq, a predicted model, not a curated record